This is a messenger RNA of Anopheles maculipalpis, 2245 nucleotides long. RefSeq lists its product as uncharacterized. The record is from RefSeq and is a predicted model, not a curated record. Lineage: Eukaryota; Metazoa; Arthropoda; Insecta; Diptera; Culicidae. The transcript has 6 exons.
GUUUUUCGCUUAAAACAGCAUCAUGUCGAGCGCUCGGUGCUUAAACUGGUCCCGACCGCCGCCGGGAAGGCAUCCAGCAACGCUCCGGAAGCAGCUGUCCUGCAUCGAACCCUCCUCACCCUCACCCCUGCCCGGCGGUGGACGCUCCCAAUCGGUAACUAGCCUAGCGUCACCCGCGGUCGAUACAGCCGACAUUCGCCACAUUCUCGUAACCGGUGCGAUCAUUCACUCGAACCGUUUGCAAACCUAUCACACCUACAAUCAGGCCCACCGUGGUGCGAGCGCCUCCCUGCUACGAUCACGCCCAACAUCGCACAUUGCGACCGGCGAGGACGGUCAGCGUCACCGUCCGGCCAGUGCCGGGGCUGGAGCAGGCCGGCGGGCGAUCUUGUGCAAGCAAUUGUCACUCGAUCGGAGCAUCCUGGUAGCGUCCUCCAUCGCGUCCGGGAUGGCAACCGUUGCAGCGGGUGGUACCAUCCCUUUGGGGGUCGGUGCCGAUCGGGACGAGGCGGGUGACGGAUGGGCCUUCAAUCGGAAGCAGCAACGGGCUGGAGCAGCAACCAGAGCAGACUCGGAUGCGAACGCUAAAAAGGGUCUCAAAUCGAUCAAAGAUUCGCGCAUCAACAUUAAAAUCUUUCUCGGGCAAACCGUCCAACAAGACUCCUCCGACACCGGUAUAAGCGACACCGAGGGACCGACCGCAGCGUCGGUAACGGCACUGCAGCAGGGUGGUACCAACCAAUCUAGCCGCCCGAUCGCUUCCCAUGCGAAGCAGGAAUCAUCCGUCACGAACAUGCCCUCCGACACAACAGCUGCCGGUGGAAAAAGCAAACCCACCAACGGAACUACCAGCAGCAGCAGUACCAACAACGGUACGCCCAACACUUUCCAAGCAGUUGCCGGCACUGGGUCCAACAUCGGCAGCGGGUCCAACGCUAGUGGACGGACCUCGUCACUGGCACAGCGUCGGGCACAGUUUCAAGCGAAUCGGCAAAACUCGGAAGCACACGAUCGACGCCAUCCGCCACUGGUGCGGGCUAUGUCCGCACCGAUCCGUCCAGCCGAUACUGAUGCGUCCAAAUUUGCACAGAGCAAGAAGAAACCACGCCGUAGGAAAGUGUUGAGGGAAAAGGACGAGUAUAAUAUCUGCGAAGAGGAUGAAUUUAGCGACGACGGAUGCAACAAGAUGCCGCCCGGAGGCACGGGAACGGGCGCCACACAAUCGAUGGGAUCGAAUGGCCGACAGGUACCUGCCUGCAUACUGCCGAUGCGAUCCCGCUCCGUACUAGGUGGACCUUGCGAUAUAGAGACGCUCGUGUCGCUGCUCAGUUCCGGUGGCAGUGAUUCGGAAAAGGAGCAAGAUUCAACGCAAGCUUCAGCGACCAAUACCACCGGGCAACAGUCGCCUACCGCGACACCGCCCGCCAACGCUUAUCACAGAGGACAACCAUUUUCGUCCGCCCAUUUCGCAAAGGGACGCGCUCCGAUGCUCAAGAAGGCCGGCAAAUCGGUGUCGUUUCAGGAGAGCGACCUUAAGCCGGUCGCUACCGCUGGUCUCAAUCGGGACUAUCGGAAGCCAUCGUUUCAACCGACGGUGGCUAGCAGGAUUCGUCGUACGCAGCAGCUCGUCAGCACGCUGAAUGCUUUCCAGCUGAACAAGGACAAGGAUCGAAGUGAGGACAAAGAUACAGAAGAUAAGGAGAGUGGAGAUCCUACUGCAGGAGUUGAUAGCGAUCAGCUUACCAAAAACAGCCCCACGAUCGACACACCAACGAUCUCGCAGGCCAAUGUCGCCAGUACUAAAGUAGAAGUCAACAAAGCUGCAGCUGGCGCAGCAACCGUGUCCACCAACGGGGAUCUACAAACGCCCAAGGAACAGGAGUGCUAUCGACUGUUUCUCAAAAUGUCCAAGAAAGGGUUGGCCGUGUCGUACGAUACGAUCCUACGGGGAAUGCUCACCCCAACCGAGCUGCGCGUACUGCAGAAGAAGAAAAGCCGACAGCAGGACGAAAGUGAUGCAGCCGAAAAUGGAAACGGUGGUGAAAGUUCGCCAGAAAAUGGUAUGUUUGAGAAUGGGACCACAUUUGAGGAGUUCCGUUUUCAUCACGGUAACGAGGAUGUCCCACUCACCAUACCGGAGGAACCGCCCACAGUGUCGAACGAGGACAGUAAUGAUUGCGAGCCGAAACACAGUCAAAUUACCACUGACAGUGGAUACUAAAAUCAGGCCUUUAGUGAACUGUGA